CUUGGUGUCCAGGGGAGGCCCGGGCGGCGGGAGCGCGGCGGCUGCAGCGCGGAGGAGGCCGGAGGGAGCGGAGGGAGAGCGGGGAGGGCGGCCCGAGCCCGGAGGGAGCGCGCGCGGCGGGCGGCCAUGUGCCCGUGCCCCCUGCACCGCGGCCGCGGGCCCCCGGCCGUGUGCGCCUGCCCCGCGGGCCGCCUGGCGCUGCGCUCGGCCGCCGCGCAGCUCACGGCCGCCCGGCUGCAGGCGCUGGGCGACGAGCUGCACCGGCGCACCAUGUGGCGGCGCCGCGCGCGGAGCCGGGGGCCGCGGGCGCCCGGCGCGCCCCCCGCCUUCUGGCCCUGGCUGUGCGCGGCCGCGCAGGUGGCGGCGCUGGCGGCCUGGCUGCUCGGCAGGCGGAGCCUGUAGGAACGCGGGGCUUCUUGGUGGGGCCGGAGCCGAGACCCAGCCGGAGCGGAGCAACAGGUUGGCGAAAACCCUGUGUCCUUGGAGAAAGCUGGUUCCCGUUUUCCUGAGGGGGAGCCCAGCGCUGAGAGGCUGCACGCGCGGUUGGCACUUCGAGAAGGAAGUGGGGAAUAAAGACAGCGCCUGGAGCACUAGAGCAUCGUGGAAUGGGACCGGGGAAGAAGCCCUUUGGGGAUCCAGCUGCAGAAAAGACACCCCAACGCUAUUUACAUACAGCUCUCUCUCUCUCUCUCUACAUAUAUAUAUAUAAAAAGAAAAUAUGAAUAUUGCUACUCAGUGCAUGCCGUGUCGAGGACGUGGUCCCCUCCCUUCUCUGCACCUUCCGAUGUGAACAUGACUCUUCCAUGUCUGGGCACCGGAAGAGAGAUGCCCACCGUGUGCCGAGGAAAAGCUGCCAAGACUGGUGGGAAGGAGCCUCAGCGCCAACCCACCGCCUGGGGAGGGAUGCUGGUGGAGUCAGAGGUGAAAUGGCAGAAGGCAAAAGAGAAAGGCAAUAAUAAUAA
Pipistrellus kuhlii (Kuhl's pipistrelle) is the source of this 962-nucleotide messenger RNA. It is a transcript of the gene HRK, whose product is annotated as harakiri, BCL2 interacting protein. The record is from RefSeq and is a predicted model, not a curated record. NCBI's taxonomy places the organism in Eukaryota, Metazoa, Chordata, Mammalia, Chiroptera, Vespertilionidae. Gene Ontology annotation, cellular component: mitochondrion. The transcript has 2 exons. The coding region runs from base 127 to 402 and encodes 91 amino acids. Gene Ontology annotation, biological process: positive regulation of apoptotic process.